UAGGAGGGUUAUGGUAGCGGAAACAAACGCCACUCCCAGGGUGAAGCGAUUUAGAGUUUCGUGUUUGAGACGGAGCUGCAGCUGCUGAAAGAGAUGGCUACAGAGUGUGUCACCAAGGUGGAGCUUUCCAUUUCCUGUCAGAAUCUGAUUGAUAAGGAUGUUGGUUCUAAAUCUGAUCCACUUUGCGUAUUGCUGCAAAACAUGGGAGGAGAUAAGUGGGUUGAGCUGGAUCGAACAGAGAAAAUAAAGAAUUGCCAGGAUCCUGAAUUUUCUAAGAAGUUGCAUAUAGAUUAUUAUUUUGAGAAAGUACAAAAUUUGAAGUUUGGUAUUUAUGAUAUUGACAAUAAAUCUGUUGACCUUAGUGAUGAUGAUUACCUGGGAGGAUUUGAAUGCACCUUGGGACAGGUGGUUUCCAGCAGGAAACUAAUUAGGCCCCUGGAACUGAAGAAAGGAAAACCUGCAGGGAAAGGAAUGAUUACAAUUACUGCGGAAGAAAUUAAUGAUAACCGAUGUGUAGUACUCGAAGUGGAAGCUAGAAAUUUAGAUAAAAAGGAUGUCUUUGGUAAAUCUGAUCCAUUCCUGGAGUUUUUUAAACAAGGACAGGAUGGUAAAUUGCAGCUGGCCUACAGAACUGAGGUGAUCAAAAACAAUCUUAAUCCUUGUUGGAAGCCUUUUUCUGUUUCACUUCAAACCUUCUGUAACAGUGACUUGAAUACACCAAUCAAGGUCAAGUGCUAUGAUCAUGAUAGUGACGGGUCACAUGACCUGAUUGGAGUGUUUGACAUUAGCAUGUCUGAAGUGCAGAAAGCAAGCCAAACCUCGCCGGUUGAAUAUGACUGUAUUCAUCCAGAAAAGAAACAAAAAAAGAAAAACUACAAAAACUCGGGGGUUGUCAAGAUCAAGUCUUGUAAGAUUGAAGCAGAGUACUCAUUCCUGGAUUAUAUAAUGGGAGGCUGCCAGAUUAAUUUUACGGUUGGCAUUGACUUUACUGGCUCUAAUGGAGAUCCUCGCUCCCCUGAUUCUCUUCAUUACAUGAGCCCCAAUGGGCUGAACCAAUAUCUUUCAGCCAUCUGGUCUGUGGGGCAGGUGAUUCAAGAUUAUGACACAGAUAAACUGUUUCCUGCAUUUGGCUUUGGAGCACAGGUGCCACCAAAAUUUCAGGUGUCUCAUGAGUUUGCACUCAACUUUAACCCCAACAAUCCUUAUUGUCAAGGUAUUCAAGGCGUUGUUGAAGCCUACCGAAUGGCACUGCCCCAAGUCAAACUGUAUGGACCAACCAAUUUUUCUCCUAUUAUCAACCAUGUGGGAAGAUUUGCAUCUUCAGCUGCUCAACAAGGCAAUGCAUCUCAAUACUUUGUGCUUCUGAUAAUUACUGAUGGUGAAAUCACUGAUCUGGACCAAACAAGGCAAUCAAUUGUCAACUGCUCCAGGCUGCCAAUGUCAAUCAUCAUUGUUGGUGUUGGCCAGGCGGACUUUAAGGCAAUGGAGUUCCUAGAUGGUGAUAAUGGAGUACUAAAAUCUCUAACUGGAGAGGCUGCAGCCAGAGACAUAGUGCAGUUUGUACCAUUUAGAAAUUUUGAGAAUGCACCUAAAGAAGCACUGGCGCAGAAUGUCUUGGCAGAGGUCCCUAAGCAGUUGGUUUCCUACUUCAAGAUGUUGAAUCUGCCUCCAGUUCAGCCUCCAAAGCAGCAGCCAAAAGCACUGUGAAGCUGACAGGAAAAAAAAUGCAUGACAUGGAUCAAAGCACUCAUUCCAUAACCUGUUAAUAGCUUGAUAGAUUACUUCAUUUUUUCUAUGUUAAUUUUUAUAUUAAAUUAGGGAACAUGGUUUUUGUAUAUGUAACAAAAAAGCAUGUAUAGUCUGUCAAGUAUGUUAUCUGAGCCUUAUGCUAAUCAUUUUUCCACCCCUGCAGUGUCACUAUUAUGUAGUGUUGAGUGGAGGGCACUUUUGAGAGUAGUUUUUUAUAUUUGGUAAUAUGAAUGCCUAAUUCAUUCAAAUGGCUGUCUCUUAAUAUGCAACAAUCCAAAGAAAUCAUGAAAAAAUUAAGAAACUACUACUAAGCAGAAUUUUGGCAGAUGGGGGCUGGGUAACUCUCUGUUUUAUGCAUUAUAAAAUAUGCACAGAUUUAAUCCAUUUGAUGAUAGGCUGUUAAAUUCAAAUGCACUUGUUUAAAAAAAAA
Messenger RNA from Polypterus senegalus (gray bichir), 2179 nucleotides. RefSeq names its product copine I (gene cpne1). The transcript is spliced from 16 exons. The record is from RefSeq and is a predicted model, not a curated record. Gene Ontology annotation, cellular component: plasma membrane. Gene Ontology annotation, biological process: positive regulation of tumor necrosis factor-mediated signaling pathway; cellular response to calcium ion; regulation of canonical NF-kappaB signal transduction. Lineage: Eukaryota; Metazoa; Chordata; Cladistia; Polypteriformes; Polypteridae. Gene Ontology annotation, molecular function: calcium-dependent phospholipid binding. Bases 94 to 1707 code for a protein of 537 amino acids.